CAGAAGCUGCUGAAAAAGCCGCACUUGAGCAAUGCAAGUGGCAGAUCGCGGAAGGGAACGCGGGCAAGCGUAGAGAGAGUAUCAUCUCCCCACUUGCUGUCCUCCCUCCCGGGCUGAGCUCGUAUCGAUGUUCUGGGGGAUGUGUGGCGCCGAGAUCGACUUUCUCUGAGCUGCAAUCGGGAUCGCUGAGCAAACCGAGCAGAGGCCGGGGAGCGGCGAGAGACCCAGCCGCAGUUGGAGGAGGGCAUCACUGACCAGACAGCAAUUAUUGCCCAUCCCUAAUUGCCCAGAAAGCAGCGCAGAGUCAACCACAUUGCUGUGGGUCUAUAGUCACAUGUAGGCCAGACCAGGUUGCUUUCGUGCUGUGCUAUGGGAUGGAUGAAGCAGAGCAAGAUAAGUAUGAGGCACGGUUGAAAGAGGUGUUUGACAGCUUUGACACCAUAGGCACUGGGUCACUGGGCCGAGAAGAGUUGACUGAUCUUUGUCAUAUGCUACAGUUACAAGAGGUGGCUCCCGUAUUGCUGCAGUCUGUUCUUCAGGGAAACCUCUCAGGCAGGGUACAUUUUGAACAGUUUAAAGAAGCAUUAAUCUUUACCCUGUCAACUACUAUUGAAGGGAAUUUCUCAGGCGAUGAUGGAUAUCAAGCACUAGAUUCUACCGAGGUACAACCAAAAUAUGUCAAAGAUGGGAAACGAUAUGGGCGGAGAACAGCACCAGAAUUUCAGGAUUCAGAGGAAGAAUUUAUGGAGGUCAGAGUUACAGAACCUUUAGCUGAUGAAACACAACCUGAAGAUGUUCCUUCUGGGCAUAAUAUUGAGAAAUGGAAAACUUCCACAGAAGGUGAAGAAUAUGAAGCUGAAGGUCAGCUGAGAUUUUGGAACCCAGAUGACUUGAACUCUUCCCAAUGCGUGUUUGGUGCUGACCCCAAGUAUAUUGAAGAACGACUUCAAGCAGUAUCUGAAGAACUCGGAGUCACCAAAGAUAGCUACUUGAGUAGCAAAGAGUUGAUAUCUAUUUGUGAUCAGUGUGGACUUAAGAAUGUAGAUGCAGAGAUUCUGGAUGACAUAUUUCAAAAACUAGAUCAAGAUGGAUUAAUGCGUCUUGAAGAUUUCAUUUAUGGCAUCUUUAAAAAAUCAACUCCUUCAUCUGCUUCAACUCCUUACAGGCAACUAAAGAGGCAUCAUUCUCAGCAGCCAUUUGAUGAAAGUGGCCGACGCACUGCUACCCCAUCUGCUAUGACAAGUACAAUUGGUCUUCGUCUGUUUUCAUGUUUGGAUGAUGGGACAGGUUAUACAUCCACAGAUCAGAUCUUGGAUACCUGGCAAGAUGAAGGAAUUGAAAAUGGCCUUGAAAUUCUAAAGACCUUGGAUUUUGCUCUGUAUGGGAAGGUCAAUCUGACAGAACUUACCCUGGCUUUGGAGAACGAGCUCCUGAUAACAAAGAAUGGAAUCCACCAAGCUGUUCUGGCCAGCUUCAAGAAUGAGAUUAGGCAUUUAAAGGAGCGAGUUGAUCAGGUUUUAAGAGAAAAAGAAAAACUUCGAAUGGACUUAGAAAAAGCAGAAAAGCUGAAAAACCUGAUGGCUUCUGAAGUAGAUGAUCACCAUGCUGCUAUAGAACACCUCAAUGAAUGCAAUCUCCGCAAGCUGGACCAAGAAUAUAGAAAUCGUUUUGCUGCUUUGAAGGCAGACCUCACCAAAGAAAAAGACCAGAUUUUCCACCAAGCCAGUAAGCAAAGAGCAGAACUCGAGAAAGAGAUUGAGAAAAUGAAAGUGGAAGAUGGAUACCUCAGGGAUCGACUUGCAUUGUCAUUGAAGGAAAACAGUCGGCUGGAAAAAGAACUUAUAGAAAAUUCAGAGAAGUUGUUUGAGUUUGAGAACAAUGCAAAGAAGUUACAAAAUAAUUUGGAUACUAUAUUAAAAGAGAAGUUUGGAGACCUUGAUCCAACCAGUGCUGAAUUCUUCUUGAAUGAAGAAAAAUUUACACGGAUGAGAAAGGAAUAUGAACAGCAAUGUAGGGAGCUCCAGGACCGGAUUGAUGAACUGCAGUCUGAGUUACAAGCAUAUCAGACACAGGGGAGAAGUCUUAAACCAUUGAUGAGAAGUCCCUUGUCAGAGGAAAUGGAGACUGGGAGUGAUGUUGGCGACUGUGAUCAUGGUUUUGUUUCUGAAGAAUGUAAUCCAUUGAACAUGAGUUUGGAAGCAGAAAUGGCCAUAGAACAAAUUAAGGAGCAACACCAUCAGGCAAUUGAUGGUUUGAAAACUGAGCUUGAUGCUAAGGUAAAUUAUUAUGAAGAGCAAAUAAAUGAAAUUAAAGCCAAAUAUGAAUUGGAGAAAGAAGAUAUUAACCAAGAACACAAAAAUAAGAUUGCAAAAAUGAAUGAUGAGCUCAACAAGCUCAGAAGCCAUAUUUCAGAACUUCAAGAGGCGAUAGAGACGCUUAAAAUCUUACAACAUACAACAGAAUGUAAACACAAAGAAGAAAAGGAAGAAUUGCAGAAUACGUUCAAUGUAGAUAAAAUGCAGCUAGAGAAGCAGUUGAAACAAGAACAUGAAGAAAAACUCCAAAGCAAAUUGAAGGAAAUAAGCCACUGCUUCCAUAAUGAGAAAGAAGAAUUGUUAAAAAGGUUGAUUGCUGCUGAAAUGCGACUGGAAGACCAACAAAAAGAGCUGAAGGACGUAUUCCUAAAAGAAAAAAUGGAACUGGAGCAAAUUUACCACACGCAAGUUUCUGAAGUCACAGAAAACCUUGAACAGGAGAAAGAAGAGUUGCAAAGGAAUCUGUUACAUGCACAGCAAAAUGAACUGCUACAGGAAAGGAAAAGCAUGGAAAACAAAUUUAACCAGAAGAUUGCUGAGAUGGAAACCCAGUUUGCCAAGGAACAUCAAACAAUCGUACUUAAAUUCAAAGCAGAAACAUCUGAACUUGAAGAAAAAUACCAACGUGAACUUUUGCAACUUGAAAAACAGCUUCAGGAAGAGAAAGGGCAGUGGGAGUUUGAGAAAGCGGAGCUUUUCCAGGAAAGUGAAGAUGACAAAGAAAAGCUGAAGGAAAUGUUAAAAGAGAAAAGCUUAGUUGCUCAGAUGCUUACUGAAGAGAGAGACAGAUUAGAGAAAUCUUGCAAAGACGAACUAAAUAAAUUAGCUUCUGAACAUCAGCAGCUUCAAAAGGAUCUGAAAGAGUCUAAAUCUGCUGCCUCAAAAAAAGAGCGGACUUUGACAGAUGAAAUUAUAAGCUUGAGGGAGGAAUUGAAGGUACAAUUACAAAGGAAAGAAGAACAAUUGGCCAAGGCUGGCGAUAAGCAGGAGCAGACCAGAAUAUUGAUUGAACAGAUGGAAGCAGAAUCUGAAAAAGAAAUAAAUAGACUCAAAUUGGAAAAUCUUCAGUUGGAAGAAAAACAUUCAAUGGUUUCUGUUCAGCUCCAGGCUGCACAUGAAGAAUUUGUCAAAGAAAAGGCAGAACAUUGUUCUGAAAUCUCCAGACUGCAAGAGAAAAUCAAAAAUAUGGAAGAGGACAUGGUGUUCCUUCGUGAAAAGCAGAGGUCCAACAAUGAACUGGAGGGGGAAAGUAACAAGAUGAAAAACAAAAUUGCUGACUUGCAGGAAAAAACACUACAGCUGGAAGUGCAAACAUUAUUACUUCCAGACUCGAAAAAGGUACAAGAGGAUUUCAAAAAAGAUUAUGUAAAGAUGAGAACUGAAACUUCGGAGUUAGAAGAAAGUUCUCAAGAAUUAAAAGGAAAAAUUACAGAUCAGCCAAACCUGCAGAAAGCCAAUGAACUACUUAAAAGAGAAAAGACAGAACUAAUGAAUGUGAACUUUGAACUUCAAGCAAAGAUUGAACAACUCCAGGGUAAGUUGAUGCCUUUUACAAACUUGGAGAAAGUAUCUGUAUCAUCGGAGAAAGAAAUAAGGUCAGAAAACUCCAAUCUGAACAUGCAAAUAAAGGAACUAGAGGAAGAAACACUGAAUGUUUCAGAAUUACAGAAAACAAUUGAGUUGUUGAAAAAUGAAAUGGGUAAAAUGAAAUCAGAGAAGCUGGAAUGUCAAGAUAAAGUUGAACCAUUACAAGAAAAAGUUGAAGUUCUCACAAAGGUGCUUGAACAAUCUCAGAACGAACUGGCAGAAGUAAAAUUACAAAAUGUGAACUUGAAAGAUAACAUAAAUGAAUUUCAGGAAAAAGCUCUGGAGUUGUCAAAUUUACAAAAAGCUAUUGAACUGUUUAAAAGUGAAAAAAUAGAAAUGAUACAGGAAAGAGUACAACUUCAAGAAAAAAUUAAACAGCUACAAGACAAAGUUAAGUUAUUUUCAGACUUAGAGACUGCAUGUGAAAGCUCCGAGAAAGAAAUACUAAAAGUAAGGGCUCAGAACACGAGGCUACAAGAAAGGACCAAGCAAUUGGAAGAGAAGAUUGUGUCAAUUUCAGAACUUCACAAGAGAAAUGUUCAAACUGAGAGAGAGAAUGCUGAGUUAAAAGUCGUCGUCGCCAGAUUGCAAGAGCAAUUAAAUCAGCAACAAGCCAGAACGAACAGCGGUGAAUCUGAAGAACCCACUGGUACAAAUGACAUCUUAAAAGAUCAAAAGGCCACAUUGAGGGAGGAAGAAGGAGUUUAUCAUGAGAAAAUCAUAGAAUUGAAUGAAGCGCAACAGGAAUUAAAGCAACAAGUGGAGAUUUUGAAGAACGACAAAAUAGCUGCUCAGAGAAUUGUAGAACUUCAAAACAAACAGAUUGCAGAGCUGAGAUCCCAGAACAAAAAGCUAGAUGCAGAGAAUGAAGAUCUUUGCCACAAAAACUCAAAGAAUCAAGCUGAUGUACUAGAAUUGAAGCAGCGGUUGGCUGAACUAGUUCGCCAGAAGGAGAAAAAGGCUGGGAACUUGGAGAAAGAACGUGAACAAGAAAAAAUGCACAUAAUGCAAGAAAUUGAAAAUGGCCAUUUGUCCAAAUACAACAAAUUGGAGGAUGAAGUCACUGCUUUAAAGCGCAUAAAUGAAAACUUGACAAGGGAGAAAGAAGCACUGAAUGAUGAAAAGAACCAGUGCAUUGGCAAGAUUACCAAAAUGAACAUUAUGGAAAAGCAGGCAGAACAUUUGAGACAAGAAUGGCAGACAUCGCUGCAAGAAGUCCAAAAGUUAUCAAGUCAGCUGAUGACAUCACAAGAUAAGAUACAAAGUUUGGAGGAAAGCUCACAAAGUGUCAACCUCCAGACAGCAAAAUUGAAAUCAGACUUCCGUGUAGCUCAACAGGAAAAUGAAGCAUUAAAGCAGGAAGUUAUGUCAUUGCACAAACAGCUACAGACCACCAAAGAUAAGAAUCAGGUGCUAGAGCUGACUUUGCAGUCUGCAGAUUUUCAGCAUCAGCAGAAAAAGUUUUACCAGGAUGACCUGGCUCGGCUGGUGGAAGAGGAGCAGAAAUUAAUGCGACAGGAAAAUGAGAGGCUGCAGAAAGAAGGACAGCACACAAAAGGAGAGCUUCAGCAGGCCAGGGAGAAGAUCAAACAUUUGGAAUCUGCAAUUUUGACACUCAAGCAGCAAAAACACUACAGCAAAUCUGCCAUGCUGAAAGCUGCUGAACAGGAGAAACUCUGUUUGAAGAGGGAAUAUGAUCAGCUUCAGAAAGAUCUCAAUCGGAAGAUUAAAUUAAUUGUCUCACUUGAACAUGAACUGAAAAUCCUCAAUGUGGAGAAUGAAAAGCUGCGAAAAAAACAGUCAAACCUGGAGAGUCAAUUAAUGGAGACUAGUGACAAGUUGCUACAGUCAAAUUCAAGCCUGACAUUUAGCCAGGCACAAAAUCUUCGAGAACUGCAGCAACUACGAGAACAGAUCUGCACCAUGGUUCCUAAAGAACAAUUAACACAGCUUCAGCAACGUCUAAGCCACGAGGAAGUUCAAUAUCAUCAGCUACAAGAGCAACUAGACAAGAAAGUCAUGGAAAGCAAUUCACAGCAGGAGGCAUAUGAGCGACUGCUAAAAAAGAUGGAAGAAAGAAUGCAAGAUGUUGAAAAUAAGUUAAGGAACAUGAAGUUACUUCUUCAGGACAAAGUCAUGCAACAGAAAGAACAACUGUCCAAGAAUGCUAAAGCAGAUGAAAAAGUCAAAGAUUUGUAUGUUGAAAAUGCUCAACUCCUCAAGGCCCUUGAAAUGUCUGAACAGAGACAGAAGACAACAGAGAGAAAAAACUACCUGCUUGAAGAAAACAUUGCAGGCCUUAAUAAAAUUCUCAAGGACCUAUCAGCAUCAUCAUUGUCUACGGCCUCAACCCGUUAUGCACCCUAAUACAUUCUAUAAAUAAUAUCAUAAGAUACAGAGCAAAGAAUUGCAACACUUGAAACACUAAUGCACUUUAUUGGUUGAAUAUUUCUGUAAGCAAGUGCUUAGUUUUUCCAGGACUUAUUUUGUAGGCUUUAGAAGGAAAAUCAUAGAACAAGGUGCUGGACAAGGAUUACAAAAUACUGCCCUAAAAUUACCAUUGGCUUGAAAAGACUGGUGCACUUCACUGUUCAUUAUUUAAUUUCGAAAAGAAAUUAUACAUUCAACAAUCAGAAAUGAACUGCUAGUUACUCCUUGGAGAUCAUGUGGAUUUUUUUAAGAAAGCUGUUUACAAGUGAGAUAUUUGGUUUGAUUAUUUUUUAAACGUCUUGGGCCAAAGAAUACUAUAACUAGGGGUAAAAGCCAAUCAGAAGCAGUUGAUAUGCUGGCAUUGUGAAACUAAAUGUAUCUGUGAAUAUGACCAACACCAGUUUCUGUAUUAUCUAAAGUAUUACUGCUGAUAAUUUAAACAUAAAGAAAGAUUAUGGUAUGUGUAACUUGUACAGUUUGGAUGUCAGAAUAUAAAUGUGAAUCAAUGAAAAGGUCAUAUGUUGUUGAGAAAGUAAUGUAAAUACUGUUAUUUAAAGUUAUACUAUGCAGAACAAUCCAGUUGAGCCUGUGACAGUAUUCACGUUUCAAAUUCCUGGAAAAUCUGUUAACAUGCAGAAUUUUAAAAAGUGUCAUACCUAAUAUUUAAUUUUAUACAAAAUAAACAUUAUUUGUGUUACAGAAGACAAAACCUCUUACCUUCCAACUAAUAUAAUGAGUUGCUUUUAUAUGGUUUUUACAAACUUUAACUAUAAAGUUUGAACAAUGUAGUGUCUCUGUUGAUGAAGAAUGCAGUACUCCUUAUGACUUGAUCCUGGAUGAUUAAAAUCCCAGCUGUUUAAAGCAGUGGUUAUUCCCAUAAAAUUAAUACCAGCUGCUGGUUCAUAGAAAAGCAAACAAACAUUUUCAAUUGCAUAAAACCCAAACUUGAAGCUGCAUGAAACAGCUUUUUAAAUAAACUUGUUAUUUGUAAGAGUAAUAUAUUUAUAUAAUAUAUAUAUACACAUAAAUAAUUAUGUGCAACCUGUAUUUGCAGAUUCUAUAUCUACAGUAUUUGAAAUCAUAAAAGUGAAAGUCGCAGUGAUGAAGAAAAGAUUAUUUUUCCUAUUUUUCUUUGCUACUCGGUAUUAAACCCUCCAAAUUGAGAUGGGACAGUUUAGAACUUUAGACAUUCGACUUAAAUGAAGAUGAUACCAAGUCUUAAUUUAUGCAUCCUUCAAAGGAGUUUUCACAGAUGUGAUAUGGAACUACAACAUGAAGUUAAGUUCCAAAAUUCAAAAAUUUAAGCUCAAAAUUCAUUGGGAUUGUGCCUUAUGGACAAAAUGUUAGAUUAUGGCUAUCUAUUCAUAACCAGAUUAUCUCUACCACCAGGUUCUCUUCCCAUUUUUACAACAUCAUUACAUUGAGAUGUAGCGUUGCUACUUUCAAUUCAAAUGCAAAAUUCAGUUUUUAAUUUGCCUUUAAACUUCUCAAUUGUCUUAUUUUUUUCUAACUUAGAGCAAAUCAUUGUCCAAAAAGACCUUUCUUGUGCAUAAAUGAAUGUUUCUCUGAUUCACACGAUGUGAUGAAUGACGUCUCGCAAAGAUCUGUGCAGAUGCCUCAAUUUUUACAUCAAUUACUUAGAUGAAGGGAAUGAAAGCAUAGUAGCUGAAUUCACAGGUGACACCAGUAUAGGUAGGAAAGAAUAUUGCGGAGGAGACAUUACCAAGCUAUUGGUUGCAGACAGAUAUAGGUAGGCUGAGUGGGCAAAAAUCAGACAAGUGGAGCAUGAUAAGGAAAAAUGUGAUGUUGUUCAUUUUGGAAGGACAAAUUAAAAGCAGAGUAUUAUUUAAAUGGAUAAUGAUUGUGGAAUUCUGAGGUGCAGGGGGAUUUAGAUGUUCUAGCACAUGAGUUACAAAAUGUCGAUAUGCAGCUACAGCCUCUAGCCAAAAAGACCAACAGGGGAUGUUUCCUUCGUCACCAGGGGAAUUGAACAUAAAAGUAAGGAUGUUAUGCUUCUUUUAUACAAGGCACUAGUGAGGUCUUGAAUACUUUACAUAGUUUUAGUCUCUUUGUUUAAGGAAGUUUAUAAAUGAAUUGGAGUUUGUGCAGAGGAGUUUUACUACAUUGAUACAUGGAAUGAAUGGGCAAUCUUAUAAGAAUGGAUUGGACAGGCUGGGCUUGUUUACACUGGAGUUUAGAAAAGCGAGGGGUGAUUUGCUUGAAGUAUAUAAGACCCUAAAUGGUCUGAACAAGAUGGAUAUGGAAGGGAUGUUUCCUAUUGUCUUAGGGGAUCGCCCUUUUAGAACAGAGAUGAAGAAAUUUUUUUCUCUGUUGGUUGUGUGACUUUGGAAUUCUCUAUCUCAGAAUGUGGUGCAGGCCAAGCCAUUAAAUAUUUUUAAGACGGAGGUAGAUAGAUUUGUAUUAGGCAAAGGAGUAGAUGAGAAUUAGAAUUCAGAAUACAAACAUAUCCAUGACCCUAUUGAAUGGUGGAGCAGGUUUGAGAGGCCAUAUCAUCUACUUCUGCUCCCAAGUCAUUUGUAUGUUUCUUCUGAUGCUGUUUUUUUGUCUACAUUCUCCCUUCUACCCAUUUAUGCCAGCCAAGGUUUCAACAGCCUCAGCACUACACUCUGGACAUCUUUCCCUAAAGACUUCAUCACCCAUCUUUCUUCUCCAAGCCCUUCCUUUAAACUUGUAUUUCUUAUCGAGCUAUUGGCCAAAUUUCUAUACCCAAUUGUUAUAUUGUGUGUUGCUGUGAAGCACCUCCAGACAUUUCUGGACGUUGAAGGUAUUAUUUAAGUAUAAACUGUUAAUUAUGCAAACUCAUGGAUGAUUGUCAUUUGAAAUAUUCACCUUGAGUAGAGUUCUCAAGAUGUGCUCUUUGAAUUCUGUUUUAAAUGUAAUCAAGAAGAUGGAGUUCUGUGAAGAAAUUGAAAAGGUAUAUCAUUUAAACAGCUGAUUAGGGAGAUGACAUUUAAAUUAUAAAGUCUUGUUUGUUGGUCUUGUUAAUAUUUUUAGAAACUGCAUAAAGUUCUUCCUUAAUAUUAACAGCCUGUGUGAAGACGCUACAUAAAUGUAAGAUCUCUUUUACAUAAAGAUAUGUGUAAUCAUGUGAAAAGUAUUAAAUUGCCAACCUAAUUAUCCAAUAAUAUUACCUAAUUGUUCCAAAGAUGACUUUUGAGUCCUGUUCCAUUUCUCUAAUUGUGUUCUCUGUCAAAAACCAGAUGUCUCAUAGAAAUGUAGAAGAUAGGAGCAGGAGAUGGCCAUUCAUUCCCUUCGAGCCUGUUCUGCCAUUCAUCACGGUCAUGGCUGAUCAUCCAUCUCAAUAGCCUAAUCCUGUUUACUCCCCAUAACCUUUGAUACUAUUUGCCCCAAGUGCUAUAUCUAGUCACCUCUUGAAUACAUUCAGUGUUUUGGUAUCAGCUACUUCCUGUGGUAAUGAAUUCAUACUCUUUGGGUGAAGAAAUGUCUCCUCAUAUCCGUCCUAAAUUGUCCAUCCCGAGUCCUCAUUCUGUGACCCCUGGUUCUGGACACAAUCACCAUUGGGAACAUCUUCCCUACAGCUACUCUGUCCAGUCCUGUUGGAAUUUUAUAAGUCUGUAUGAGAUUUGUCCCACCUCAUUCGUUUGAACUCUAGCAAAAACAUUCCCAACCAAGUCAAUAUCUCCUCAUACAUCAGACCUGCCAUCCCCGCAAUCAGUCUGUUUAACCUCCGUUGCACUCCCUUGAGUGCAAGAGCAUUUUUCCUCAGAAAAAGAGACCAAAACCGCGCACAAUAGUCCAGGUGUAGUCUCACCAAGGUCCUGUACAACUGCAACAACAUAUCCCUGCUCCUGUACUCAAAACUUCUCGCAAUGAAGGCCAAAUGAGCCAUUUUCUUGGCGAUUUUUAUUAGUUGACCUUUUGUUCUCAGAUGCAGGGUGAAGAGACAGGUCCCAUAUUUACCUCAGCCAGAGUAGGAAACAUAUCUCUGCUGUUGGCAUCAUCUUGAUACACAUGCUAGCCAUUGAUCCAACUGACAUAAUCGGUUCCUUCAAUUCACCACUGUAGCUGUGCUAUUUCUUAUUCAUAGUAAAGUGAGCAAUAUCUUCUUACAAUAUGUGUGUAUAUAUAUAUAUGGUAAUAUCUACUUUGUAAUUUAUUUUCACAACUUAUUGUCAAUUUGUUCCAUGUUUGUGGUAGAAGGAUGUAACAGGCUGAAAGUGUUAAUGCAGAGAUGCACCCACCACUCUGAUGGUGUCAUUUAGGCAUGGUGGGGGAACAACUUAGGAUCUUAAAGGAGUGAGACAUAACAUCUAGACCUUCUUCAUCAUCUCUAACAAUGUUUAACAUGUCAAUGUAAU
Stegostoma tigrinum is the source of this 10672-nucleotide messenger RNA. RefSeq names its product ninein (GSK3B interacting protein) (gene nin). The record is from RefSeq and is a predicted model, not a curated record. Lineage: Eukaryota; Metazoa; Chordata; Chondrichthyes; Orectolobiformes; Stegostomatidae. Bases 375 to 6269 code for a protein of 1964 amino acids. Gene Ontology annotation, cellular component: pericentriolar material; ciliary transition fiber; centriole. Gene Ontology annotation, molecular function: calcium ion binding. The transcript is spliced from 30 exons. Gene Ontology annotation, biological process: centrosome localization; centrosome-templated microtubule nucleation; microtubule anchoring at centrosome.